Molecule: messenger RNA, 912 nt
Organism: Eublepharis macularius
Lineage: Eukaryota; Metazoa; Chordata; Lepidosauria; Squamata; Eublepharidae
Product: taste receptor type 2 member 8-like
Exons: 1
Coding region: 1-912 (303 amino acids)
Biological process (GO): detection of chemical stimulus involved in sensory perception of bitter taste; G protein-coupled receptor signaling pathway; sensory perception of taste
Cellular component (GO): membrane
Molecular function (GO): bitter taste receptor activity; G protein-coupled receptor activity
Source: RefSeq, a predicted model, not a curated record
AUGGGUAUAUUUUUUCUGAUUGUUUAUGAGAUUGAGUCCCUUCUUUCCCUGUUAGGGAAUGGAUAUAUCAUAGUUGCGAUUGGCCACAGCUGGCUCUUCAGCAGGAAGAUGAUCCCUUGCGAUUUCCUCUUGACCGCUUUGAGCCUCUCCAGAUUUCUUUUGCAGUGGGUUUCUGUAAGCAGCCAAUUUGCGUAUUUCAGGUCUCCAGAAACUUACCUAGAUAGUAAAACAUUCCUUGCAUUUGGCUUUUCCUGGAUGUAUUUGAACAUAGCCAGCCUGUGGUGUGCCACAUGGCUCAAUGUCUUCUACUGUGUGAAGGUCACCAACUUUGCCCACCCUCUCUUUGUGUGGCUGAAGUCAAGAGCUGGAGUACUGGUGCCCAGAUUCCUUGGAUUAUCUCUCCUGGCUUUCAUCAUUUGCUCUAUUCCUCCAAUACUGAUAUAUUUUGAAGAAGAAAAACACCACAAUCUCACAGGAAAUCUGCCAGAGAACACCAGCCAGAUUGAGGCUCAUGGCAACGAUGUAUUUACUUUUUUACAUCCUCUCCAGAACUAUUUCACUGCCAUCGGUUUUAGCAUCUGCUUAACAGCAUCACUUCUUGUCCUUCUCUCUCUGUGGAGACACACAAGGCAUCUGGAGAAGGGCCGCCUCGGGACUAAGGACUUCAGCACUCAGGCCCACCUCCGCGUCAUGAAGCCUUUGCUUCUCUUGCUCUUCUUCUACAUUUUACAUUUUUCGGCCAUGAUGAUCACCCUGGGUAAUGUUUUCCAGUACGGAAAACUUGAGCGACUGAUUUCUGACAUUGUGCUGUCUUCAUAUCCUUCAAUACACUCCAUCAUCAUGAUAUUCACCAACCCUAAACUGAGGGAACUGUAUAUCCACGUUCUAAACCUUGGAAGAAGUGCCUCAUGA